Molecule: messenger RNA, 3074 nt
Organism: Gracilinanus agilis (Agile Gracile Mouse Opossum)
Lineage: Eukaryota; Metazoa; Chordata; Mammalia; Didelphimorphia; Didelphidae
Gene: RBBP8
Product: RB binding protein 8, endonuclease
Exons: 19
Coding region: 337-2757 (806 amino acids)
Biological process (GO): DNA double-strand break processing involved in repair via single-strand annealing; double-strand break repair via homologous recombination
Cellular component (GO): site of double-strand break
Molecular function (GO): flap-structured DNA binding; double-strand/single-strand DNA junction binding; Y-form DNA binding
Source: RefSeq, a predicted model, not a curated record
UCCGCUGGUCGGGCUCGGACGCCGGGGGAGGGGGGAGUGGAAAGAACGAAUGCCUCAUGCCAGCGUCCGGAGGGGCUCUUCUCCUUUACCGAGACGAUUUCUCGGUUCCACCAGCACCCAGAGACCUUUACACAGAGUCCGACUGCCCCGCGUUUCACGGGUCUUUCGGUCCCUCUUACCCGAAGUUCCCCCCCACUUCCGGUCGGGCAGCAAGAAGCGCCGCUCUCCUCCCCUCAGGAGCGCAUGCUGGGAGACAGUUCUAUAACUGUAUAAUGUGACAGCAAGGUGAGGAGAGGACAUCAAGAAAGCAGAAGAUUGGGAGCAAAGAAAAGCAAGAUGAAUGUUCCUGCAAGUAGUUGUGGAAGUCCCAGUUCUGCAGAAAUAGUCAGUGACUUUAAAGAUCUCUGGGCAAAACUGAAGGAAUGUCAUGACAAAGAAGUACAAGCCUUACAGAUCAAAGUAACCAAGCUGAAAAAGGAACGGAUUUUAGAUGCACAAAGAUUGGAAGAGUUUUUUACUAAAAAUCAACAACUGAGAGAACAACAGAAAGCUCUUCAUGAUACCAUUAAGGUUUUGGAAGAUCGGUUAAGAGCAGGGUUGUGCGACCGUUGCGCAGUGACCGAAGAACACAUGAGGAAAAAACAACAAGAAUUUGAAAAUAUUCGACAGCAAAAUCUUAAACUUAUCACUGAACUUAUGAAUGAUAAGAAUGCCUUACAAGAAGAAAACAAAAAACUUUCAGAGCAACUACAUCAGAAAAUUGAAAAGAAACGGCAUCAAGUAGCAGAGCCUGAGGAGGAAAUUAUUCCUGAUUCACCUAUAUUGACUUUCUCAUUUCCUGGCCUUAACCGUUUGCGAAGAAAGAAGGAGAACCCACAUGUCCGAUAUAUAGAGCAAGCAAAUACUGAUUUGGAGCACCCUCUGUGUACAAACGAAUUUGCAAAAGGUCUAAAGUGUUCGACUCAACUGCAGCAAAACCACUAUGAAAAUGAAAUUCUUGUAGCAGACACUUGUGAUCAAACAUUAUCAACUAUGACCAAUACCCAAGAAACCAACAAUUAUCCCAUUGAGAAGUCGUCUUUUAAUUUAGCUGCUGUUGUUGCUGAAACACUCGGACUUGGUGUUCAAGAAGAAUCUGACUCUCAAAGUGCUUUGAAUUCUCUCAGUGAAGACCUGCACCAUCAGCAGGAAGCAGAGCCAAAGAAACAAACUUUUCAAGAACACACAAAAAAUAUUGAAGAAGGUUUAAGAUUUUCAGAUUCUUCUCCAAGGACUCCACCAGAAGUUGACUGGACUGCUCGGGCAUCUUCUCCUGUUUUUGGGGCUGCUUCUACUCUGAAAAAUGGCUUAAGUGUGAACACAAGCUUGUCCCCUUCUCUUUUAGAGGCUGGGAAAAAGUUCCAUCUCAAAACAAACCAUUUUAGCAAUAAUUGUAAUUCUAGGCCACAAAAACCUAGAUCAAAAUCUGAAGACACCAGCCUCAUUACAUGCCUUAAUCUUGGUUCUCAAGCAAACACUGUUAUUGAUCAUUCUUCUUCCAUUAAACAAGUGUUUGUGAGAAAGAAUAUAGAUGAAUCAAUAAGUACAAAAGUUGGGACUGAUACAAAAGAUGAAGAUAUUGAAAAAAAUGAUCUUUUUGUGCCAUUGAAACCGUUGGGAGGCAGAGGAACCAAAAGAAAGAAGGCUGAAGAAGAAAGUGAACAUUGCCCCCCAACCUCUUUUGAUAAAGAAAAUGCUUUUCCUUUCCGAGGAGAUAUUCCUCCUUCUGUCAAUGGAGACUCUGUAAUGGAUAAGCCCCUGGAUCUAUCUGAUCGAUUUUCAGCUAUCCACCGUCAAGAAAAAAGCCAAGGAAAUGAGGUUAUUGGUGCUUAUGAGCCAAUAAAAGUGAAAGGUAGGAUGGGACAUGGAGAUUGUGAACUUGCCUCAGUUCUUCAAUUAAAUCCUUGUAGAGUAACUAAAGCACAAACUUUGCAAGAUGAUCAAGAUAAAUCAGCCUUAGAAAAUAUCCAGUGGAGUAUAGAUCCAGCAGCAGAUCUUUCUCAAUAUAAAAUGGAUAUUACUGUAAUUGAUACAAAGGAUGGUAGUCAAUCAAGAUUAGGUGGUGAGACUAUGGACAUGGAUUGUACGUUGAUUAGUGAAACUGUCCUUUUAAAAAUCAAGAAGCAAGAGCAGAAGGGAGAGAAAAGUCCAAAGCAAGAAAGAAAAAUGAAUGAUAGCUUAGCUGAAUUGUUUGAUCAGACAACACAUGAAGAAUAUGAAUCCUAUUUGGCAAAUUCUUCUCCACUAUGUGAGCAAGAAGAAAAUCUCCAUGUAGAAGAUGAUGAAUUAUCAGUUGCUACAAAGAAACUAAACAGUCAUGAAGAUAUACCUGACAAAGUCAAACAAAAAGCAUUUGUGGAGCCUUACUUUAAAGAUGAUGAAAGAAAGACAUUACAAAAUUUCCCUCAUAUUGAGGUGGUAAGGAAAAAAGAAGAGAGGAGAAAAUUACUUGGACACACAUGUAAAGAAUGUGAAAUUUAUUAUGCAGAUAUUCCAGAAGAAGAAAGAGAAAAGAAGCUAGCCUCCUGUUCAAGACACCGAUUCCGCUAUAUUCCUCCUAAUACACCUGAAAAUUUCUGGGAAGUUGGGUUUCCUUCAACUCAGACUUGUGUUGACAGAGGGUACAUUAAGGAAGACCUUGAUCCUUGUCCACGUCCCAAAAGGCGGCAACCUUACAAUGCAAUGUUUUCUCCAAAAGGCAAAGAACAGAAGACAUAGAUAUUGAGGAAGUUGCAAAAGAUGCCAGAACAAAAUUCCUCAUUUAUUUAUAGUUAAUGUUGGAAUAAAAAACUGAUUUCUUCUUCUCUCGAAUCAGCUACAACCUGAUUUAUAUCUCAUUUAAAUACAACAUAUUUCAGGAAAUAUUAUUUAAAAUAAUUGAGUACAUUUAUUGUGCUUAUGCAUUUUUUCUUGAUUUUGCACCUUUGAAACAAAAUGGGGUGCUUCCAUUUUUGCACUGUAUAACUUAAAGGGGUAGAUUUUAUCCUUUGUUUUUUGUAAUAUCUAAAUAUAAUUAAAAAUUGUGAUAGAAUUCA